AUGUGCUACAUACUGUAUACUCUACAUAUCUGCGGUCAUUGGAUUCCCCAGCCGACUCCCGGCAAUGCGGGAAACGGACCAGUACUGAGGAUAUGCAAAGAAAGUGAGACGAUGAGAUUGGGACGGCCGUGUCCCGAUACCGAACACAAGGUUGCCAACAGAAGCCAGGGAAUGUGUGACCCAUGCCUAUGGAAGCGGGUCAAGGAAUAA
Messenger RNA from Aaosphaeria arxii CBS 175.79, 210 nucleotides. RefSeq lists its product as uncharacterized. The record is from RefSeq and is a predicted model, not a curated record. Bases 1 to 210 code for a protein of 69 amino acids. The transcript has a single exon. Lineage: Eukaryota; Fungi; Ascomycota; Dothideomycetes; Pleosporales.